Ogataea philodendri is the source of this 1026-nucleotide messenger RNA. RefSeq lists its product as uncharacterized. NCBI's taxonomy places the organism in Eukaryota, Fungi, Ascomycota, Pichiomycetes, Pichiales, Pichiaceae. The record is from RefSeq and is a predicted model, not a curated record. The coding region runs from base 1 to 1026 and encodes 341 amino acids. Gene Ontology annotation, molecular function: RNA binding. The transcript has a single exon.
AUGUCUGAUUCGUUAGCAACGCUGUUUGCACAGCCGUCCAGGAUCGACAACAAGGAGCUUGUUGCUCGUAAGAGAACGUUGGUGGACGUUCCAAAAUCUGAGGAAGAACAGGCCGCUCUGGACUCCGAGAAGGGCCCUUCCAAAAGAGCGAAAAGAGCUGCAGAUUUUGCUAAAGCUCGCAAAGAGUCCAGCUCUGGCACCAAGUCCGAGCCCAAAUAUGACCCGGAGCAGGAAAAGGAGAAGAACAAGCGCACAGUGUUCAUCGGAAACCUGCCAACAUCUGUUUUGUCGUCGAAAAAGGCCACAAAGUCGCUGAAAGCUGCAUUUUCCAAGUUUGGAAGCAUCGAGUCGCUCAGAUUCAGAUCUUUUGCUGUCCAGUCUAACAUCCCCCGUAAAGCCGCAUACAUCUUAAAGGACGUGAAAGAGGACGACUCCACGAACUGCUACAUGGUGUUCAAGAAUGAGGAGGACUCGCUCAAGGCUGUGGAGCUGAACGGAACCAUUUUCUUGGACCACUACAUCCGCGUUGACCAUGUGACGCAGCCGCUGAAGCAGGAAAACAAGCUUUCUGUGUUUGUGGGCAACCUGGAUUUUGAGGAGACCGAGCAGUCUCUGUGGAAAUUCUUCAAUGAAAAGUGUUCUCCGGACGGAACAAACGUGGUAGCCAAUGUUCGUCUGGUGAGAGACUCCAAGACCAACUACGGCAAAGGGUUUGCAAUUGUUCAGUUCACCGACACCAACUACGUUUCCAAGGCAUUGUUACUGAACAAACAGCUUCUGACAACGUCGAAAAAACCAAGAGAGCUCAGAAUCACCCGGUGCAAGACCCAGAUGGCUGGUCCUGUUAAGGAUAAAAAAUACGGAGCAGCUGUGAGGUCAGGAAAAGUGGUUCUUGAAGGAGAGAGAGCCAAGAAGGGGUCGCGUGUUAAGGGACUGAAAAGUGCGGGAGGUAAGAAGAAGCCUAGAAACCCAGAUGGAAGGGCUGCCAGAAGAAGCAAGGAGUUCAGCAAGAAGCAUGGUAAUUAG